Malassezia pachydermatis is the source of this 597-nucleotide messenger RNA. RefSeq names its product tho complex subunit. Gene Ontology annotation, biological process: mRNA export from nucleus. The record is from RefSeq and is a predicted model, not a curated record. NCBI's taxonomy places the organism in Eukaryota, Fungi, Basidiomycota, Malasseziomycetes, Malasseziales, Malasseziaceae. The transcript is spliced from 2 exons. Bases 1 to 597 code for a protein of 198 amino acids. Gene Ontology annotation, cellular component: nucleus. Gene Ontology annotation, molecular function: mRNA binding.
AUGGCAUCCUCACGGUUGUGGCAGCAAUCGUUGUCGCAGCUACGUGGUCAGUCCACACACGUAGCGCGGCGUAAAUAUACCCCGUACGAAAAGCCGUGGACCCACGAUAAAUUUGACGAACACCAGGACGGCCAGGCACGCCGUCACGCACGGCCUUCACGACCUGCCUCCUCGCAUGGUAUCAAAGUCGUGCUGCGACAGGUCCAUUACGAAGUAGCUCCUGACCGUAUUCGAUCUCUUCUUGUGGGUAUAGCCCCCCUUGUGAAAGGCCCUUCCAUACAGUACGAUGCAGCAGGUCGGCCCACAGGCCAAGUUACAGCGUGGUUCAGGAACGAGGCUGAUGCACAAAAAGUGCAGCAACAACUGCAUGGCAUGACGUUUCAUGAUCAAGUUCUCGAUGUGUCUGUCUCUCUUGAGCCGACCACCAACUCGUCACUCGCUGCGCGCCUGGCACCGUUGCCUUCUGAGGCACGACCUAAAAAACCACGACGUACAAAAAAAUCGGCACCGACAUCGCGGCCGGCCUUAUCGGCGGCCGACCUCGAUGCCGAAUUGGAUGCGUUUAUGAAUACAUCAUCGAUGACUACAGAGCUAUAA